Molecule: messenger RNA, 3356 nt
Organism: Bactrocera latifrons
Lineage: Eukaryota; Metazoa; Arthropoda; Insecta; Diptera; Tephritidae
Exons: 10
Coding region: 254-3316 (1020 amino acids)
Source: RefSeq, a predicted model, not a curated record
AAAAACAAAAAAAAGCGAAAGAGCAAAAAUCGAAAAUGCAAUUAAAAUGUUAAAGCCACAUCAAAGUGUCACUGCGCAAAGUGACGUGAAUUUGCUGCUCCAAAAACCAUUAAAAGCUCAUCAAUUAUUUAACAAACGCCGUUUUACGUAGCGGAGCCGCCAACGCCGCUCACUUACUCCCCGCCAAACCACUUCAUCCACAAACCAAUCUGUGUUUAACCACAAAUCAAAAAAGCCAACACUUGCUGUCAACAUGCUGGCCGAAAAUGCGCCGCUCGCCGUGUUGGUUCUGCUCACUUGGUGGGCUGGCUGCUGCCGCGCGGACACUGGCCUGCCGCUCUUACAAAUAAGUCAUGAUGAAGAUUUGGGUGAGGAUUAUCCAGAAAUGCGCGAGGAAGUACACCUUGAGGACUUCUUUUGGACUGGUUCUGGUGAUGGUCCACCUGACUAUCUAAAGAAAGUGCACACUGGCAUUAGUAAGGGCAAAGACGUGAUUGUCAAAACGGAGACCGUUGUUGCGACAGUUUAUGUGGACGGCAAUAAUGAAAUUGAUAUACCGAUAUGCUUGGAUUGUCCGCCAGACGAUGGCGGCGGUACUUGGGACGUUGGCGCGAUGCCACCACUUAAUUAUUCAGCGACAGAUCGAAGAUAUUGGCUGCUCACAGUGAUGUCGGGGUUUUAUUCACAAAAAGAUAAUCCGCUUUUGGAGGAGAAGUUGGCGCGAUUAUAUCGAUUGGCUUUUACGAGGCAACAGUCGAAGCAUUUAGGCAUCAAUGGUGCACAGCAGAUUGCAGGAAUUGCGGUGUCGGCUGGGAGAAAUAGGCGUGGUCAACAUGAGACCGACAUACAUACUCUAGAACUCACAACGCCUAAAGAUCUCGACGACGACGCCGAAAUGCUUGACAUGAUCGGUGGUGCUACACCAGCCAAUACUCACUUGAUUCAGCCGAAACGUAAAGCAAAUAGAGAUACUGAGUGGGAAACGUCUUCGGAGGAAAUCGAAAACAAUUUCUCUUCUACCAGCACGACCGCUUCCGAUGAAGUCACCACGUCCACAACUUCGUACACGGGAGCUACACGCGAAAGAUUGGAAAGCACCACACAAUUGCCGCACAUGACUAUGGUGCCAUGGGAGUUGAUACAGGAGGAUGCAAAAUCAGAGAAACUCAAAGCGGCAGCGGCACUCUUGAACACACAGGCUUCACUGGUACCGUUACAACCGCAGAUUCCACUGCUGCGUAAUGCACAAGUUCGUGUGGUUAUCCAUAAUAUCACACGGAUUACUGAGGACGAGGUGCAGAAGGGCAUACAUAGCAUAGGCUCGUAUGAUGAAGAUAUCAAUGAGAAGAUCGAUGAGCGUCCCAUUGCAAAUCAAACUGAGCUCAUCUACUCCGUAUUUGUCAACGGGCGUCCCGUGUUGGCAGUAACGGCAGCCAACGAUAUGAAACUGGUGUCUGAAACAGAAGCGUCGAAUGUCAUUGGGCAGGAGGUCUACAUGAAGUCCGAACCUUAUUUGCGCGAGCCACAGGCGACACCAUUGGCGCCUGCAAUACGCAGCGGUCAAUCGGGUUUCAUAGACUCCAUACAAAACAACACCGCCUUGGUGGUGGUGACUUCGCUUGCGAUCUUACUGCUGCUGCUUUUGCUCAUCGCAUUGUUGUUAAUGGGUCGAUCGCGUGUGCGUGAAAAACAGCGGUUAGAGGAACAAAGAACGACCAGCCGUAAUGAGCUCUUAGCUGAACUGCAAUCUGGACGCGGCGCUUCCACAGAAACCGGCUUAGACACCGGUCGAACAACAACGCACUCCCGUGAUAUUGGCGUACAGAACUUCUCAUUCGAGCACGAUGGCACACAUCAUGGACGCGAACCACGAAUUAACUUUCCAAGUCCGCCGGCAGAACGUGAAUACCGUCGGGAUUCACUUAGUUCAUCGGACAAUACAUCUGACUCUUCAGUCUAUUGUCCUAUUAAUCCGCCAGCGCCGGAUGUUCAACGUAUACUUGAUGAUAAGGCUGCGGCCUUAUUCGAUAAACAUCGUCGUAGGCAUGCGCAACAUGAUUACGAUCAGGCUGAGGGACAUGAGAACGCUGUAUACACUACUGUCAUUACGGACAAAAAGCAUGACAAGACACGCCGCAAAAACAAGCGACGUUAUCUCUCUGAGAAUCGCGUCGGUUCUCUAGAGACCAGUCCACGCACACACCAUGCGGCUCAGUCUUCGGGUGAUGAGGUGAUUAGCGGCUCUUUGGAUGAGGAGCAAUUGAGUCCCACAUAUGCGAAUUUCGAAAGGAAUGAGGCAUUUAAUCCGCACAACAAUUAUCAUCGCAACAAACUUUUACAUCAGAAGAGCGUUUUCGGCGAUAAGAUUGAUGUGGAGCAACUACCGACCGUAGAAGCUGUUAAUAAGGAGGUUAUACGCACAUUACAGCCCACGGAGAGGUCUUCCGAUACUGGUAGUAUUGGUUCGUUCUUAUCGAUGGCUUCUGUAAAAGCAUUUCCGAAAAGUUCACUGCCGCAGCCAUUGAAUCGGGUGUUGGAUCCGGUUUUUGUUACAUAUUACGACAAUGUCGAAGACCCUGCUGCAAAGAAACAAACCGCGCAAACACGUCCGUUGCGUAGGCAGCAGAGCCGACACGAUGCAUUGGAUGCAACAGCUAUAGCGACUAUAGAAAGUUUCCCCACACCAAAGGCGCCGUCACAAACUAAUUUAGGCGCUUCGCAGAGUGACAACCCAGAUCCGGGUGUUGUUGGCCCUGUAGUCUGGGAACGGCAUAAGAAACGUUUGAAAGAAGCGGCGGAUAACGAUGAUGCGGACGACAUGCUAAUGGGUUAUGACGAUAGGUUUGGCAAUAAUCCGGGAGCAAUAAGAGUUCAUUAUGAAGAUUUACUAGAAAGCGCCAUACACAUGUAUUCCAGUCAAGAAGAUUUGCCGAUGCCUCUGCCAACGCGAGACUUCGUUAAUAAACGUAAACCCACAAAAUGGGAAAAUCGCGGCUCAUCGGCGGGCGUAUCCAGCUUUGCCGCUCGCCUUAAUACUACCGACGUCCGUCCAGCCACUGCCCAACCAUUGAAAACAACAAAAUCCAACAACUCUACUCAACCGCCUUCACCCGCCAGCGGCGCUUGGGGUGGCAGCCUUUACGGUUCACAUUCUCCACUAAGUCGACCAUUGAGUGCUGGACCCUAUCAGCGCUCGGAAACAUUUCAGGUGGUUGGUCCACCCAGAUCGGCAACAAAUCGGUCUGCUGUUUCAGCGGAGCCACUUAUAGAGGCAAUAAAAAGCGAAUUACGACGAUUUAAGGAUGAUAAGCUUUAGAUUCUGUGGAUAAAAUGUGAAGCACAAAAUGAUUGCACAA